CCAGAAGGACUGUUUCCUCCCUCUCGCUCUUUCUCUCUCUCUCUCUCUCUCUCUCUCUCUCUCCGUGGCUCUCCCUCCCUCUCUCCUUCCAUUCCCAGAAAGUCCUUCAGAGGAAGAGGUCAGCGACUUGCAGUGGGGACUGCAUCAACUCCCAGUGGAUGUGGAAUACUCCCCGACACAGAUGGUUUCAUAAUAACCAGAGAGGAACGUGCGAAUGUGUGCAGCUCCUGGAGAAGAGAUGAAGGUCAUGGAGGUUAAACUGAUCACACGCCGAGUCGUCUUUAUCCUGCUGGCUGCCUCUGCGAGGGCUCAAGUCAACCCAGAAAUCUGUCGCUAUCCUCUGGGUAUGACCGGCGGGCAGAUUCAGGACGAGGACAUCUCCGCCUCCAGUCAGUGGUCCGAGUCGACGGCUGCAAGAUUUGGAAGACUUGACUUUGACAACGGGGACGGUGACGGGGCCUGGUGCCCUCACAUCAGGUUGGAGCCGGACGGCCACAAGGAGUAUCUGCAGGUGGACCUGCGCUCGCUGCACUUCAUCACGCUGGUGGGCACCCAAGGUCGCCACGCCGACGGGAUGGGUAAUGAGUUUGCCCAGCGAUACAUGAUCAAGUACAGCCGGGACGGCAACAACUGGGUGGGCUGGCAUGACAGGAAGGGAAGGCAGGUCAUCGAGGGGAACAGGAACGCAUAUGACGUGGUGCUGAAAGAUCUGGAGCCUCCCAUCAUAGCUCGCUUCUUCCGCUUCAUGCCGGUGACGGACAACUCCAUGAUCGUGUGCAUGAGAGUGGAGCUGUACGGCUGUGAAUGGCUCGAUGGCCUGGUGUCUUACAGCAUUCCAGAUGGGCACCAGAUGAUCUACAGAGGCCUGGACGUCUACUUUAAUGACUCUGUGUAUGAUGGAGCAUCAGCUGAAAGACUGACAAAGGGCCUCGGCCAGCUGACAGACGGCACCUGGGGUCUGGACGAUUUCCUGCACAGCCACAUCUACAGCAUGUGGCCAGGCUACGACUACGUGGGCUGGAACAACAAGAGCUUCGUCAGAGGUUACGUGGAGAUGAUCUUUGAGUUCGACCACGUCCGAAACUUCACGUCCAUGAAGGUUCACUGUAACAACAUGUUCAGCCGGGGGGUGAGGAUGUUCCGACAGGCCUCCUGUUACUUCCGCUCGGGCUCCGAAUGGGAGGCUGACCCGGUGACCUUUAGGCCCCCAGCCGACCGCGUCAGCCAAGUCGCCCGCUUUGUCACCGUGCCCCUGGGGGACCGCACAGCCAGCGCCAUCAAGUGCCGUUUCCACUUCGGUGACCUUUGGAUGCUGUUGAGCGAGGUGGCCUUCCAAUCAGGCUCAGCAGUGUACAACACAUCUCUGACUCCUCGCAAACAUGGACACCCCACAAACACUCUACCAGGGGAUGAUCCCACUCACAAAGUGGAUGAGAGCAACACCCGCAUCCUGAUUGGCUGCUUGGUGGCUAUCAUAGCCAUCCUCAUGACCAUCAUAGUCAUCAUCCUGUGGAGGCAGGUGUGGCAGAAGAUGCUGGAGAAGGCGUCUCGUCGCGUCCUGGACGAUGAGCUCACAGCCCGUCUUGCCAUCCAGACCGAGGCCUUCUUCUUCCAACACUCGUCCCUGUCCACGGAGGGCGGCUCCACCUCCAACUCCACCUAUGAGAGAAUCUUCCCUCUCUGCGCCGACUACCAGGAGCCGUCGCGCCUCAUCCGAAAGCUGCCUGAGUUCGCUCAGUCCACGGAGCACCUCGGUAAGAUGCUAAUAAAACACCUUGCACUAGAUACCGUGAAGGAUUGGGAUCAUUAUAGCUGCUGUGGUGUGUUGUGUUUGUGUGCAUGUGGUUCAGACGGUGCCCCCCACUAUGCAGAGGCAGACAUCAUCAGCCUGCAGGAGUCGGCCUCAGACAGCAGCACCUACUCCAUCACCGCUGUCAACAUGAAUCUCUUCGCUGGCACCGACUCAUCCAUGAAAGAGUUCCCCAGACACAAGCUCACCUUCAAGGAGAAACUGGGAGAGGGCCAGUUUGGAGAAGUGCACUUGUGUGAGGCCGAGGGCAUGCAGGAGUUUUUGGGCGAGGAUUUUUCUAUAGAGGGAAACAAUGAGUCUCCUCUGCUUGUCGCUGUGAAAACACUGCGGGAAGAUGCCAACAAGAACGCGAGAAACGACUUCCUGAAGGAGAUCCGCAUCAUGUCCCGCCUGAUGGACCCCAACAUUGUGCGUCUGCUGGCGGUGUGUGUGGACACGGACCCGCUGUGCAUGAUCACUGAGUACAUGGAAAACGGAGACCUGAACCAGUUCCUGUGCAACCUCAGGCUGAAGGAGGCUGCAGACGAAGACAAGGCCGAGCAGGAGGAGAGGGAGGGGACCAGCAUGGUCAGCUACUGUAAACUCAUUGGGAUGGCCGUGCAAAUUGCAUCUGGCAUGAAGUACUUGUCCUCUCUCAACUUUGUCCACCGCGACCUGGCCACACGUAACUGCCUGGUGGGGAAGAACUACACAAUAAAGAUCGCUGAUUUCGGCAUGAGCCGGAACCUGUACAGAGGAGACUACUACAGGAUCCAGGGCCGGGCCGUCCUGCCUAUCCGCUGGAUGUCCUGGGAGAGCAUCCUGCUGGGUAAGUUCACCAUGGCCAGUGACGUGUGGGCAUUUGGUGUGACUCUGUGGGAGGUCCUGACUCUGUGUAAGAAGCAGCCAUACUCCCAGCUCUCUGACGAGCAGGUCAUUGAAAACACAGGCGAGUUCUUCAGGGACCAGGGCAAGCAGGUGUACCUGCCCAAGCCUCUGUGCUGUCCUGAGAGAGUCUACAGUGAUCUGAUGUUGAGCUGCUGGAGGAGGAACGCCAAGCAGAGGCCGAGCUUUCAGGAGAUGCACGCUCAUCUGACGGAGAGUCUGGCGUAGCAGAUAGGACGUAGAAUCCCUCUCUGCCGAGCACUGCGUUGUUUGCUCUUUUCAGUAUUUAGGACUCACUUGGAGUCAGACACAACCUGUCAAAUGUUUGCAUUUAAUAAAGCCCUGCUUUCCUUAACGGUGCGGUAAAUGAAGAGGGUAUACACUUGAAUGGAGCCUUUUUGUGUAGAUAGUUAGAGCAGUAUUAACUCAGAGUAUUCACGCCUCUGUGUAUUUAUUAAGUUCUUUUAUAUGUGUAUUUAUAGAGUACGCCAAAGUAAUCCUAGGUUAUGAAACACAGAUGAUGUCUAAAAAUUGUGUCCUUGACAUACUGUAAGAACAUAUGUUUCUAUUGCACACGUAUAAGAGAAUGUCAGUACGUUUGUGUGAUCUUUUUCACUGUUUCUAUUUAUGCUUUACUAUUUUUUAACGUGAACAAAUGACACGAUAUUGACUGUUUUCUGAUUCAGGAUGUUUUUAACUAUGCAGAAUCUCUUUUAGAUGCUUUAUAAACAUGUUUACGUCCUUUUACAAGAAUAAAUGAAGUGUAUAUUGUUGAGCAGAAGCAAAAACCAAAGUUUUUUUAGCGCUGUCCAACCAAAGAGCCUUGUAAAUAAAUAAUAAAGCAUUAAUCUCC
Molecule: messenger RNA, 3527 nt
Organism: Pleuronectes platessa (European plaice)
Lineage: Eukaryota; Metazoa; Chordata; Actinopteri; Pleuronectiformes; Pleuronectidae
Product: discoidin domain-containing receptor 2
Exons: 16
Coding region: 215-2902 (895 amino acids)
Biological process (GO): multicellular organism development; cell surface receptor protein tyrosine kinase signaling pathway; protein phosphorylation
Cellular component (GO): signaling receptor complex; membrane
Molecular function (GO): protein tyrosine kinase collagen receptor activity; collagen binding; ATP binding
Source: RefSeq, a predicted model, not a curated record